GACCAAAUCUAGAUAGAAUAUGUGUGACUCCCUAAUGUGUCAAGCACGUAGCUUUAGUUGUAUAAAACUGGUUCUAACACUCCUGUCACAGGCACAAUUUCUCAUGCAGAUGAGGAAGAGACAAGUGUGGCACAAGAAUCUCUAUUGAUUUAGGUUUCAUCAAAGACGCACCAUGAGGAUGAAAGGCUGUGUUUUUAUAUUUGUCAUCAUGGCAAUUUCUGAAGCAUUCUCCUUAAACCCAAAUGGACUAGAAAUAGUGGAUGUUGGUGAAGUGAAGGACAUUCCUGAAAUAAACAAGGAAUUUUUACAUGAUGAUAUUUUGGAGCCUAUAGGCAAGCAGAGGAGUACCAUCAUUAAUGAAAACAUCCUGUGGACAUCUCCAGUCCCCUACCUCUUAAAUAAUGACCUUGACAUUAAUUCUAAAGGAGUCAUUCUGAGAGCCUUUGACCAGUUCAGACUGAAAUCAUGCAUUGACUUCAAACCAAGAGACUCUGAGGACUAUUACAUUUCUGUCAAACAGUUAAAUGGAUGUUGGUCAUACAUUGGACGAAUAUUUUCCAAUGGACAGGAACUCUCCAUUGGAACAGGCUGUGGUUACAUUGCCAUUGUUGAACAUGAGUUCCUUCAUGCUCUUGGCUUCUACCAUGAACAGUCCAGAUAUGACAGAGAUGAUUAUGUGACGAUUAACUUUGAAAACAUCCUAGAAGCUUACAAGAGCAACUUUAGAAUCGUUGGCAGUGAUGAGAGCACCACCAAUGGAGUCCCAUAUGACUACUUGUCCGUGAUGCACUAUGGCAAAGAUGAUUUCACCAAUGGCAAUGGAUCUACAAUCAUCACCAAAGAUCGCAAAUUCCAGAAUCUGAUUGGUCAACGAGUGGAAAUGAGUACUAGUGAUGUUCAGGAGCUGAAUCUACUCUACAAAUGCAGCUCAUCCAUUGCCUUCAAGAUGUACUGUGGCUUUACUAAUGGGACCAUGUGUCAAAUGAACCGCUGUUCAAAGAGUGGCAAUGGCUGGGAAAUGGUAACUGGUGUUUAUGGUGGUCCCAGCUCUGACCACACCAAUCUGCCCAGUGGAAAUGGUGGUCAAGGUCAGGAUGCAGGUUACUUCAUGUAUGCCAGCACAGAAUCAGGUCAGGAGGGUGACUCAGCCUGGCUGGAGACAAAGAGGAUGAGUCCCCAGAGGGAGUGUCAUGUCCAAUGUCUGCAGUUCUACUAUUAUCACAAUGGGAGCAAGUCAGAUGAACUUAACAUCUGGAUCAGAGAGUUUCAAGAUCAAUGGGACUCCACAGGAACACUCUACCUCAUGGGACAGAUCAGUGGUCCACCAACAUCUCACUGGACUCUCCACCAUGUUCCUCUAAAUGCCACUAAGCAGUUCCAGGUGGAGUUUGAGGUUCGUAAAGGAGCAGGAAACUCUACAGGCGGCUUCUCUAUUGAUGACAUCAAUCUGUCAGAGCUUGAGUGUCCAGAUGGAACCUGGCAGAUUAAUGAUUUUGAGAGAUUUUGGAACAGUACUCAUACUCCAACCCUGAUAUAUAGCCCAAGGCAGUACUCCAGUGAGGGCUAUGCUUACCGGGUAGCGUUAUAUCUAAGGCAGACAGAUUUUGGAGUAUAUGUGCAUCUUGUCUCUGGUGUCUAUGAUGACCAACUGCAAUGGCCUUGUCCACAAAGGCAAUUUACUGUCCAAAUGUUGGAUCAGAACCCCAACAUCCAGCUACAGAUGUCAAGGCAAAUGAGUCUCACCACUGACCCAAAUCUGCUCACCACCAGUGGUGUUCCUGCUUGGGGCAAACCUCGUGAUGUUGGAACUCAAAUUGUUAAUGAGAACAAUGAGCUGAUCUAUGCUAAUAACCUGUAUGGUAGAUAUAAUUUUGCAUCUUUGGAAGACAUCCAAUCCAGAAAUUACAUCAAGGGAGGGAGUGCCAUUUUCAUCUUCAGUGUAAAAGAUCUCACACCUCUAGUUAAUGGAAGUUCACUGCCAUGUCCUCAAGUGAGAACAGUGAAUAUUACACAUCCUCCUGGAGACCAGCAUAAAGGACCUUGCUCAUCACGGAUCUCAACCACCUCCAUUCCAACUCCAAAAUCAACAAAUGACAGGAUCUCACCCACCACAAUUGCAAUUGCAGACACAACCGAUGACAGGAUCUCACCCACCACAAUUCCAAUUCCAGACACAACAGAUGACAGGAUCUCACGUACCACAAUUCCACCUCCAAUCACAACAGAUGACAGGAUCUCACGUACCACAAUUCCACCUCCAAUCACAACAGUUGACAGGAUCUCACCUACCACAAUUCCACCUCCAAUCACAACAAAUGACAGGAUCUCACGUACCACAAUUCCACCUCCAAUCACAACAGUUGACAGGAUCUCACCUACCACAAUUCCACCUCCAAUCACAACAAAUGACAGGAUCUCACCUACCACAACUCCAAUUCCAGAGACAACAGAUGACAGCAUUUUUGGAUUCUCUCCUGGUAUGAUGGCCUCUCCUUUCCUCACACUUCUGCUAGCGCUGCCGCUUUUGAUACCCUGAUGUGUAUUUCAUCCACAUCUGGAAUCUUUACAUGAGCAGAGCAAUAUACUCUGCCAGAUUACUUUUUGUUAUUUUUGGAUUUUGCUACUGUAUGACCUGAUAAUUAUCCAUUCCUUUUUGAUUUAUUAUAGAUGUUUCCAAUGUAGACAUGCAGCUCGUGGGGAUAGGUUAAUUGGAUAAUCCAAAUUGCCACUAGGUGUGAAUGUGCGAGUGAAUGUGAGUGUGAAUGGUUGUCUGUCUCGGUGUGUUGGCCCUGCGACAGACUGGCGACCUGUCCAGGGUGUACCCCGCCUCUCGCCCUAUGACAGCUGGGAUAGGCUCCAGCGCCCCCUGCGACCCUGAAAAAAGGAUAAGCGGAAGCGAAUGGAUGGAUGGAUGUUUCCAAUGUAGUGGUUUGCUUUUUUGGUGGUGAAACCUUUCAUUGUGGUUGUUGGUUUAAUAAUAAUCAUUUGCAACAAUGUUUUCAUUUUGUGUCUACAAUAUAGUGACUAAAAUAAAGCAAGCAAAAAAUAUGU
Messenger RNA from Oreochromis niloticus (Nile tilapia), 3051 nucleotides. Its product is annotated as meprin A subunit beta-like. The record is from RefSeq and is a predicted model, not a curated record. The transcript has 24 exons. Gene Ontology annotation, biological process: proteolysis. Gene Ontology annotation, molecular function: protein binding; zinc ion binding; metalloendopeptidase activity. Gene Ontology annotation, cellular component: membrane. Lineage: Eukaryota; Metazoa; Chordata; Actinopteri; Cichliformes; Cichlidae. Bases 173 to 2536 code for a protein of 787 amino acids.